Molecule: messenger RNA, 627 nt
Organism: Coccidioides posadasii C735 delta SOWgp
Lineage: Eukaryota; Fungi; Ascomycota; Eurotiomycetes; Onygenales; Onygenaceae
Source: RefSeq, a predicted model, not a curated record
AUGGCGGCUGUGGGGAGAGCUGAGCUUCAUGGACAGAAACGUCGAGCUGACGAUGAGCUCGAAGGAGAACAACCGCUGACCAAGAGGUUUGGGCGCCUUCGCAUUGGACGAGUCCUCGGAGCUCCAGACGCCGCCGGGCAUGUCGCCACCCCGGCCGCUCAUCCCGCUGCUCUUCCCACGGCCCGACGUGCUUGCAAGUUCAACGAAGAUGGGAUGCAAAUCGAUGAUACGAAAACAAGAGUGUACAUUAAUGAUCUAGAAAGCGAAAUAGCGGAGAUAGAGGCCGAGGAAAAGGACCACGCUAUCGAAUUCCUCCCCGAGAUCGAGAAGAAACUCAUGGCGAUCCCGAAGUCGGUUCUCAACCCCAAACCUGACAAUGAGCUUGUACUUUAUCGCAUACCUCGUUCGCUAAGCAUACCUGAAGAGGAAGAUAGGGUCCGAUCAGUGAUCGCAGAUGCGAGAGGGCGGGCAAGGGAGAAGAGUCUCGCAGAUGCGAAAGAAGCCGAAGAGGAGGAAGAGACGAAUUCAUCGGGCCUCGACGAUACAUGCAUACAUGCCACACCGUGGAGGAACAUCCAUACCAACGAGCCUGAUGAUCCACUAUAUGAUGCCAUGGAGAUCGACUGA